ACAAGAUCCGCGAGACCAAGGCAUGUGCACCCUCGACAUCACGUUCGAGCAGAACGUCCAGCCAUCUGCCACGAGAUCCCUCGUGCCCCACCAGAAGCAGUCACAGACCCACACGGCGAACGCCGUCUGCUUUACGCUUGUGACCGCGGACACCUGGCACAGGAGGCUUGGACAUCUCAAUGCUCGGAGCCUGGACAUCCUUCGGAAAGACACGGGUACCGGGGUGGACUAUCGCGACAGUCUCUCCCCUUGUGGGGUCUGCCAGAUCGCGAAACACAAACAGUCCUCCCACCCGAAGCAAUCGACUCACGAACUAUCACGGCCUGGACAACUUGUGGUCAUCGACAACAUGGGGCCUGUUAAUCCACCUGCGAAAUAUAAAGGAGGCUCCUUCCCGUACGCGUGUAAGAUCACCGACGACCACACGAAGAUGAAAGAAGUGUACCUGCUUCGCAAGAAAUCUGACUCGACCGAGGCGGUUCAUACGUACAACAUGUGCGUCGCAGCGGCACGAGGCUACCGGACCGAGACCAUCCGCUGCGACAAGGAAGGCGAGAACACCGGAUCCGAAUUUCGAGACUACUGCAAGAAUUCAGCUCUGAAGCUCGAAUACGCCGCCACCAACACCCCUCAACAAAUUGGUGUAUCGGAACGGGAUGGACAAACCCUGGCCGGAGUCACCCGGUGUCUUCUGGAGGAUGGAGAUUUUCCGCCGUCCAUGUGGGGGGAGCUAAUGCUGACUGCAGCAUACCUGUUGAACAGGUCCCCACAGUCAGCACCGAGGGGAGCUACGCCAUACUCGAAGUUGCACAGUAAGUCACCUGAUCUCUCGGGACUUCGGGCCAUUGGAGCGCGCGCCUUCGUACACCACGAGAGAUACCGAAAGAAGCUGGACGACAGAGCUUUCGAAGGCAAGCUAUAUGCAUACCUGUUGAACAGGUCCCCACAGUCAGCACCGAGGGGAGCUACGCCAUACUCGAAGUUGCACAGUAAGUCACCUGAUCUCUCGGGACUUCGGGCCAUUGGAGCGCGCGCCUUCGUACACCACGAGAGAUACCGAAAGAAGCUGGACGAUAGAGCUUUCGAAGGCAAGCUAUAUGGUUUGGGCCUCUACAGCCAGACCNACCAUAUAGCUGGACGACAGAGCUUUCGAAGGCAAGCUAUAUGGUUUGGGCCUCUACAGCCAGACCUACCGGCAAACGGGUACGAGAGCGACAUGCUGAGCUUCACCUCCCUGCUGGACAGCCCCCACUCGACGAGCGACCUGGACUUCACGGCGCAGAACGAACUCCUUCGGCAAGAAGUCCGGAAGAUGCAGCAAGACAAUCUCGGUCGGGAGGAGCUUCGCCUAGAACUGGACGGGAAAGAGGAUGAACAUGACAACGGGCAGGAUCUCAGCGACGGGGUCGCCCCAUCACCGCAUCUCUCAUCGACACCAGCUGGACCGUCAUCCGAAACCCACGCAUCUAGCCCCAGCCCAUCAUUGUCGAACCCGUCCGAACCGGACACUUCAGUGUCAACUGGAUCCUUCUGCAUCCGGCGCCUGCAAGUCACCAGAGCUAGCACGCACGGGAAGCCCACCAACGACGAUCAGAUCGACGUUAACUUGGUUCCUGCCGAUCUGCAAGUCACCAUGAACGACCGCGGUCGAGCCCAUGCUGCAACGGGCCGCGUGGAGCCAUCCGGUGUUUCCUUCACUCAGCUGGCUGAGAUAGCCGAUCAAGCCCAGCUCCCAUGCCCUGGCGAUACUGAGGAUUUCGCCCACGUGGCGGAAGACCCCUUCACUGUGCCGCGUGCUAACGCCCACGUCACGACCACUCACGACCACCACGGGAUCUUGGAGGAGACGAAUCAAGCCAUUGAGAUCCCCAACACCUACGACGAAGCCAUGAGCUCUCCCCAACGCGAAGAAUGGGAAGGAGCGUGCAGCAAGGAGACGGACAAUCUGCGGAAACACAACGUCUACAAUCUGGUGCCCCCCAGUAGCGUUCCCAGAGAAGAGAAGAUCCUCGCAACGAAAUUCGUCAAGAAAAAGCUGGAUGGACUCUUCAAAGCUCGCCUGGUAGUCGGAGGACAUCAUCAAGAGCCAGGACUGGAUUACGGACGCAGCUACGCCCCAGUAUGCCGUAUGGGGAGCUUUCGCAUGACAUCCGCAAUUGGCUGCCACAACAACUGGCCCAUCUACCAACUGGACGUUGUCGGUGCCUUCCUAAACGCCCUCUGCGACAGAGACGUGUACGUCAGACCCGCCCCCGGCACAUCCGCCAACAACUCCGCGACAGGAGAACUCAUGGUGUACAAACUAGAACGGAGCCUCUACGGCCUAUCGCAGUCGCCGGCGCUCUGGAACGACACCCUGGACGAGUCUUUCACGGUGUUCAAAUGGAAGAAAACUCAACCCGACCCCUGCGUGUACGUGUAUACCAGCGGCAACAUCAUCGUGAUUCUCACGGUCUGCGUAGACAACAUUCUCAUCACGGGAGGAGACCAGCAGCCCGUCGACCAGACGAAGAAGGAGCUCAUGGAUCGAUUCGAGAUGACCGACAUGGGAGAGGUAAAGCGGAUCCUCGGGAUCGACGUAGAGCGGUAUCUCGAGGAAGGAACCCUGGCCAUUUCACAGGAGCACUACGUGAACACACUUCUGGAGCGGUUCGGAAUGCAAGAGGCCAACCCAGUGAGCACUCCUGGAUACGGAGCGGAAAUCUCCACGAAUCAACAGGGCCAAUCCUAGGACCCACGGACAAGAAAAUCUACCAGUCGAUGACGGGAAGC
This is a messenger RNA of Ectocarpus sp. CCAP 1310/34, 2772 nucleotides long. Lineage: Eukaryota; Phaeophyceae; Ectocarpales; Ectocarpaceae. The record is from the annotation of a GenBank genome assembly.